AUGGGCUUCUUCAAUAAUGCAUCCAACUUCACCAUCAAGGACGCGACCAUGAAUGAUUCGACGGUCAAAGGUUCUUACAACAAUCACUCCAAAAGAGUUGUCGCAGGAGGAAACACCACCAAUAAUAACAAUGGAGGGGGGCUGUUCUACCAGGCUAAUGGAGCUCAGAACAUAAAUGCUCCCCCGCCAGUUUCGCAGGCUAGGCAAGGGAGGGCUAGGCAGACAGCAGCAGCUCGGUCUCCUCGAACAGCCACGGGGCCAGCCAAUUUAGCGGCUAGAGGAGGGGCACCCCCUCGUCAGGCUAUCGGUCAGCGUCCCCACAACCCCACUUAUGCCAUUCCUCAGCCCCCUCCUACACGAGAGAACCAACCCAAAUAUACCCCGGCCCCGACCAAUUUGUUCGCUCGAGACUCUCGAAGCUACUCAGACCAGCCUCACGCAGGCACUCGGCCCUCGUUCUUCCCGAUACAAUCAACACCCAACUUUGGCGAUGACGAUGACGAACGUACGUGGGCAUCUGAGGAAGAAUACGAGGACGUCGACGUCGACGAUGACGCACAGCCAUUCGGGAACCGACCUCUCAACUCCUAG
Messenger RNA from Pleurotus ostreatus (oyster mushroom), 591 nucleotides. RefSeq lists its product as uncharacterized. NCBI's taxonomy places the organism in Eukaryota, Fungi, Basidiomycota, Agaricomycetes, Agaricales, Pleurotaceae. The transcript is spliced from 4 exons. The coding region runs from base 1 to 591 and encodes 196 amino acids. The record is from RefSeq and is a predicted model, not a curated record.